GCAGCCGAGAGAGGUGACUGGAGCAGAUUCACACAGUUCAUGGUAGGGCCAGGACUGGAACCAGGACUCCCCAGGCCUACACACUGCCACAGUCUAAUGUGCACCACGAGAGAGCUUGAGGAUAAUUGAAGCAUGUGAAUGCCAUGGAGAAAGCUACACUGCAAAAGAUGACAUGAUUUAACUGGCUUCCCACUCUGCCUCUAUCCAAGUGUAUGAAAAGAAGACUUGAUUGCAAACAGAACUACAUUCUGCAUCGAAAUGGAACAAGCAGUCAGUGAGCCAAUGAGAGGCCAGGACAUGCAGACGCAUUUAGCCAAGGACUUUCCCAAAGUGAGAACUGACAUGGGAAAGGUUAAUCAAAAUCAGGCUAAGAAAUGCACAGUGAUUGGAGGCUCUGGAUUCCUGGGGCAGCACAUGGUGGAGCAGUUGUUGGCAAGAGGCUAUGCUGUCAAUGUGUUCGAUAUCCAGCAAGGGUUUGACAAUCCCCGGGUGCAGUUCUUUCUGGGUGACCUCUGCAGCCAACAGGACCUGUACCCAGCUCUGAAAGGCGUAAGCACAGUUUUCCACUGUGCAUCACCCCCACCAGCCAGUAACAACAAGGAACUCUUUUAUAGAGUGAAUUACAUUGGCACCAAGAAUGUCAUUGAAACUUGCAAAGAGGCUGGGGUUCAGAAACUCAUUUUAACCAGUAGUGCCAGUGUCAUCUUUGAGGGCAUCGACAUCAAGAAUGGAACCGAAGACCUCCCCUAUGCCAUGAAACCCAUUGAUUACUACACAGAGACUAAGAUCUUACAGGAGAGAGUAGUGCUGGACGCCAAUGACCCUGAGAAGAAUUUCUUCACCGCAGCCAUCCGCCCUCAUGGCAUUUUUGGUCCAAGGGAUCCCCAGUUGGUCCCCAUCCUCAUCGAAGCAGCCAGGAACGGCAAGAUGAAGUUUAUGAUUGGAAAUGGGGAGAACUUGGUGGACUUCACCUUCGUGGAAAAUGUGGUCCAUGGACAUAUCCUGGCUGCAGAACACCUCUCCCGAGACACAACCCUGGGCGGGAAGGCAUUUCACAUCACCAAUGAUGAACCCAUCCCUUUCUGGACGUUCCUGUCCCGCAUCCUGACAGGCCUCAACUACGAGGCCCCCAAGUACCACAUCCCCUACUGGCUGGCCUACUACCUGGCCUUCCUGCUGUCCCUGCUGGUGGUGGUGCUCAGUCCGGUCAUCCAGAUCCAGCCCACCUUCACCCCAAUGCGGGUUGCACUAGCUGGGACAUUCCACUACUAUAGCUGUGAGAGAGCCAAAAAGGCCAUGGGCUACCGGCCACUGGUCACCAUGGAUGAUGCUGUGGAGAGGACCGUGCAGAGCUUUCACCACCUCCGGAAAGUCAAAUGAGCCACGUGGAGAUUGGGCAUCCUCACCACGGUCUCCAGCCAAUAACUGUGCCCCUGUGGACCAAUGAACUAACAUCCUUCAAAUGAGUUUCUUCUCAGCUUAUGCUCAGAAAGCUCCUUCUAGUUAGAUGGGAGCACACCCUGCCCCUGCCAUGGCAUUUCCUCCUUGACAGGAUUACAUUUGGGUUUCUUAAAGCAGGCAGCUUCAUGUUUUUUUGACUUUUUGUUCUCU
Microcebus murinus (gray mouse lemur) is the source of this 1611-nucleotide messenger RNA. RefSeq names its product NAD(P) dependent 3-beta-hydroxysteroid dehydrogenase NSDHL (gene NSDHL). The record is from RefSeq and is a predicted model, not a curated record. Gene Ontology annotation, biological process: steroid biosynthetic process. Gene Ontology annotation, molecular function: oxidoreductase activity, acting on the CH-OH group of donors, NAD or NADP as acceptor. Lineage: Eukaryota; Metazoa; Chordata; Mammalia; Primates; Cheirogaleidae.